AAGAGCAGAAGGAAUUGGAGAAAAUUGAGAAGCGCUUGCUUGAGGAGCUUCUGAAGAUGUUCAAUAGUGAAUCUUUCUUCUUUUGCCCCAACGAUGAUUUAACAAGCAGCGUUCAGCGGAUGGGUGAUCCGUCGUACAAUGCUGAUCUGCCAAUUUGGAAACGGGCUGAUGAUCGUUUCUUCUGGAACAAGAACAUGCUAACAGACUUGCUCAAAGCGGAGUCACUACAUACUGACGGCUUGCUUGACGAAUGGAUUAUGCCUAUCAUACAAGGACACGUGGAAACACAUCAAUGUUCUAUUGUGGAUGGUGGUGAUGGUGCAGGUGGCCAGGCAUCGACCUCUGCCAGCGAAUCGUCCAGCCAAGGUCGCGCCAAUCCAAUGAGUACGCUGAGCAGAUUUGCGCGUCGCUCCGUGUUCCGCGAGCAGAGCCACGGCGACUCCACAGCCAACCAACGUACCGAUGAUCAGCAGCGCGAUCAUGGCCAGGCUGCUGGCGCUAGUCCUGGUGGCGGGGAUAUUGAGGAGGACGAUAGUCGCUUCACACUUCAUGUCAUAUCACGGCGCAGUCGCUUCCGCGCAGGAACGAGGUUUCUGCGGCGCGGAGUCGACGAAACAGGAGCUGUCGCCAACUUCGUCGAGACAGAACAGAUUGUUGUUGUCCGGACGCAUACGGUAUCGUUCGUUCAGAUCCGUGGCUCUAUACCUGUGUUUUGGAGCCAGCUCGGCCUUAAAUAUCGCCCGCCUCCCAAAAUCGACCGAAGCGAUCAGGAGUCUCAGAAAGCCUUUAAGGAGCAUUUUGAUGACCAGCUAUCCCAGUACGGGAAAGUGGCUGUCAUCAGUCUUGUUGAGCAGCACGGCCGUGAAAAGAUUAUGGCGGAUGCAUUCGUCAAGCACAUGGAUCUUUAUAACAAUGAUGAUUCGCUGUUCAUCUCGUUCGACUUUCAUGAGCAUUGCAAGGGCAUGCACUUUGAAAACGUAGAGAAUCUAGUGGAUGCCCUAGAUCCCAUAAUCCGAAGUCAUCGUUACUGCUGGCGUGAUAAAGAAGGGAUCCUGUGCCAACAGCUGGGAAUAAUGCGUAUCAACUGUAUGGACUGCUUGGAUAGGACUAAUGUAGUCAUGUGUGCCAUGGCGCGUCGGGUGCUGUUAACUUUGCUCUUCAAGCUUGGCCUACUCUCUCCCGACAGCAUUCUACCGUCGGCCACACGCUCCACAUUUCAGAUGAUGUGGGCGAACAAUGGCGACGCAAUCAGCCGCCAGUAUGCUGGUACUGCGGCUCUCAAGGGUGAUUUCACGCGGACAGGCGAAAGGUCGAUGAUGGGAGUGAUGAAGGAUGGCUACAACUCUGCUAGUCGGUAUUACGUCAAUCAUUUCCGCGAUGUGUACCGGCAAACUGUCAUUGAUCUGAUGCUGGGCAACGCGGUCAGCGUGGACCUGUUGCGCUUGGCGCGCAGUGAGAGCGUCGGUGACAUGGCUGUCAUCAGCCCCGAAGCCGACGAGUGGACCAUGGAGCGCGAGGAGAGCGUUGCCGAGAGCAUCAUGAAGUGCAAGCGUCUGCUGGUGCCGGAUGAAGAGGACACGGCGCAGGGCUGGGCAGUUGUGGAGCAUGGACCCUGCUCUGGCCUUCUUGACACACAUGACGACAUUGAUCUGGUGCUGCUGCUAGUCAACGAUGCUUUGUUCGUUGCCAUGUAUGACUAUGAGUUUGAUGAUGUGUCACAGUACGAGAGAAUACCACUGGAAGAUCUCCAUAGCUUUCAACUGGGUGUGUUGUCUUCCCUGGGAAAAUCCUCGCAAACUGUUUUCCUGCGCUUGCUGCGCCGCCAGAAAGGAGAGAGUGGCUUCUUCUAUACUGUGAAGCCCAUUCACAGCCACUCGUCGGCCGAAGCAAUGGAGAGUUUGCAAGGCAUUGCUCAGAGUAUUCAAGAUGCACGUGCUAGUGCCGGUCGACCAACCCUGCCAUACCAUGAGACCAAGCUUAGCAAAAAUCGCAGCAAGCGUCCCAGUGACCUGGUGGUUCUCUCCCAGUCGCAAAUGAAGCAGCCGUGGAGUUGGAAACCUCGUCGUGUGGACACUAGCAACAACUCUAACUCUGAUGCGGCCAACUCUGGCCCUGGGCCAGAGAAAGAAAGAGGGCGAGCUGUCACUCGCCUGCUCAACGUUGGGCUGAGCACGCUACGCAAACACUCGCCAAGUGGCGUACGAGGGGAGACGGACACUGAGGACAACGUGGACGAGUCACAGUCGCCGCGUGUGCGCCUCAAGCAGGAAGGCCGGCGUGUCAUCACCCAGGUGAGACGCUUGAUGAGAAACGAGGCAGCGGCAGCGAACAGUGAUACAGAGGAGUGUGAUUCUCCUCUAACGGGCAGCUCUAUUCUCAUUCCGGUUGCGUCGACGGCAGCCGCUUCUGCAGUGGUCGGCGAUCCAGUGCCUGAAGCGCAAGCAGUGGAUGCAGUUGUUUGUGCUCCUGUUGGAUCAUCAAUGGCCAUGCCAAUCAGUGAUGGGGGCCCUGCUGCCGCAGCCGAACACAACUCUCAGAACGAAAUAGAGACUGUGGCCACCUCUAGUGCUGGUGGGAAUAUGUCGAGUCCAGACAACUCCUCGGACACAUCUAUAAGUGAAGGUCAUGCUGUUCGCAAGCGCAUGCAAGCGCGCAUGGUGAGGGCACGCUCGAGCCAAGUUGGCGACGAGGAGUUGAUCAUUGCCCGUGAGUUGUGCAAACGUCUCUCACCGCCCAUUGGCACUGUUUCUUCCCCUAGGGAUACGCCCACAUCUACCUCAUCGCAUCUCUCGGAAGAUUCGUAGCACGACUGCGCGUGCCGUCCACAGGAUCUUCUCCAAUGUACGCACAUGCUAGUAUUUAUUUCUCUCUUUUUAACCAUGGCUUUGUGACAAGUUGAAACCAAGCUAACAGUAUAGAUAUAUUAUCUUGUCAUCUACCUUUCCUAUCCAUAGUGUUUAUGGGUCUUACACAUUCCUCAUAGGCAACUCCUCCUCUUACAUGUAGAAUAAUUUGCCUUAACUUGUCCACACGUGCUUCCCGACAUGACAUCGCGUUGCUACAGCUGGAGUGCUGCUUUGUCUCUGCUGAGCAUGUCGCGCCGUUCUGCUCAAACUCUGCUGGACACAUCACGUUGUGCUGCUCAGUCUCUGCUGAGCACAAUGCUUUUUCAGUCUCUAUGCGGCAUGUCGUAUAGUGCUACUUGGACGCGGCUAGACGCGCCACACUCUGCCGCUCAGUCUCUGCUCAGCUUGCCACACUCUGUGCUGAACUAAUCAGAACUUCUGUACCAAGUGCAUGCUAUUGUUAUGCAUUGGUUUCUGUCCUUCUUCCAUUAUUGCCUUUUUGUUUGGCUAGCCUGUGCCGCUCUCUAACUGGGUCACCAAUGGCUACUCCAUCUCUCCUCUCAUAGUUGCUUUUAUUCUCUUGAGAUUGACUCUUUGCCGAAGUGUCCUCAGCUCAUGUUGUCAACUACCGAACCACGUAAAUUAAUUGCAUUUAACGUUAUAUUUAAGCUAUCCUCAUUGAGGAAAUUCAGCAAAUUCUAGCUUAUGGUUAUCAUCUUUUUAGACUGACCUUUGGUUGAACUCUCCCAGAUUCUUGAGUUUGUUUGCCCGUCCUCACUGGCAACACAUCUCGUGUACUAGUA
Messenger RNA from Sycon ciliatum, 3649 nucleotides. RefSeq names its product phosphatidylinositide phosphatase SAC2-like. The record is from RefSeq and is a predicted model, not a curated record. The transcript is spliced from 21 exons. NCBI's taxonomy places the organism in Eukaryota, Metazoa, Porifera, Calcarea, Leucosolenida, Sycettidae. Bases 57 to 2804 code for a protein of 915 amino acids. Gene Ontology annotation, cellular component: early endosome; clathrin-coated endocytic vesicle. Gene Ontology annotation, molecular function: phosphatidylinositol-4-phosphate phosphatase activity. Gene Ontology annotation, biological process: phosphatidylinositol dephosphorylation; regulation of endocytic recycling.